This is a messenger RNA of Megalobrama amblycephala (Wuchang bream), 3571 nucleotides long. It is a transcript of the gene fzd1, whose product is annotated as frizzled class receptor 1. The coding region runs from base 454 to 2073 and encodes 539 amino acids. Gene Ontology annotation, biological process: non-canonical Wnt signaling pathway; canonical Wnt signaling pathway. The record is from RefSeq and is a predicted model, not a curated record. The transcript has a single exon. Lineage: Eukaryota; Metazoa; Chordata; Actinopteri; Cypriniformes; Xenocyprididae. Gene Ontology annotation, cellular component: plasma membrane. Gene Ontology annotation, molecular function: Wnt receptor activity; Wnt-protein binding.
CAUUCCCUUUGACUUAUCGCUCUGUCUAAAGUUAGCAGAUAAAACGCGUUCCGUUCAACAAGCCAAUACACUCGAACGAACGUUUAAAGAACGUAAAAAGAACGCAAAACGAACCACAGGCGAGGCCAAAGAAAUCCCGACGCUCCCUAACACGAGCCAUCUGUCCGUAAACCCCGCCCGCGUUUCGCUUAUGAACAGCAGACAGCGGGGCGCCUGGAAACAGGUUUGAACAGCUCACAGAAACUCUGACUCUACACAGCGCGACUCUUUAUUCGUGUCAGGCAUUUGUGUGGUUUUCUUCUCUUCGCUCGUUUCGUGAUCCGCGGAGCCGCGUCUGGGGCGCCGCCGCACUUUCCGAAAAGUUUGACCGGAGUAAAAGCCCGUUUGACAGGAUAAAUCAACAAAGAGAGGAAGAGCGCUGGCGCAAAAGGAGACAAACCGCAGAAGGAAAGUAUGGCCGCGCGCGAUGCAUCCGCGCUCUUCCUGCUAGCCUUUGGAAUACUGGGAGCGAGCGCGCAGUACGGAGACCGCGGCAUGUCGGUUCCCGAGCACGGCUUCUGCCAGCCCAUCUCCAUCCCUCUGUGCACGGACAUCGCGUACAACGAGACCAUCAUGCCCAACCUUCUCGGCCACACGAACCAGGAGGACGCGGGGCUGGAGGUGCACCAGUUCUACCCGCUCGUCAAAGUGCAAUGCUCGCCGGACCUCAAGUUCUUCCUGUGCUCCAUGUACGCGCCGGUGUGCACGGUGCUGGAGCAAGCGCUGCCGCCGUGCCGCUCGCUGUGCGAGCGCGCGCGUCAGGGCUGCGAGGCGCUCAUGAACAAAUUCGGCUUCCAGUGGCCAGAGAGCCUCGCGUGCGAAUCGUUCCCGGUGCACGGCGGAGAGCUGUGCGUGGGUCAGAACACGUCGAGCGCGCCCGUCAACCCGACGCCAGAUGUGACACAAGCGACACCCGACCACGUCCCAAAGGGGCGUUUUAAAUGCCCAGCGUCGCUCAAAGUGCCGCCGUACCUCAACUACCGCUUUCUGGGCGAGGAGAACUGCGGCGCGCCGUGCGAACCCAAAAAGCUCCACGGGAUGAUGUACUUCAGCGAGGACGAGCAGAAGUUCGCGAGGAUUUGGAUUGGGAUUUGGUCGGUUUUGUGCUGCGCGUCCACUUUGUUCACCGUCCUGACUUAUUUGGUGGACAUGAAGCGCUUUAGUUACCCGGAGAGACCCAUCAUAUUCCUUUCCGGGUGUUACACGAUGGUGUCCAUCGCGUACAUCGCCGGAUUUCUGCUGGAAGACAAAGUGGUUUGCAACGAGCAGUUCGAGAAUGAGUUCCGGACGGUGGUGCAGGGCACCAAAAAAGAAGGGUGCACCAUUCUGUUCAUGAUGCUGUACUUCUUCAGCAUGUCCAGCUCCAUCUGGUGGGUCAUUCUGGCGCUCACCUGGUUCCUCGCGGCCGGGAUGAAAUGGGGCCACGAGGCCAUCGAGGCGAACUCGCAGUACUUCCACCUGGCGGCGUGGGCAGUGCCGGCCAUCAAGACCAUCACCAUCCUGGCGGUGGGUCAAGUGGAUGGAGACGUCCUGAGCGGCGUCUGCUUCGUGGGCAUCAACAGCGUGGACGCGCUCCGCGGCUUCGUCCUCGCGCCCCUCUUCGUCUACCUGUUCAUCGGCACCUCGUUCCUCCUGGCGGGGUUCGUGUCUCUGUUCCGCAUCAGGACUAUCAUGAAGCACGACGGCACCAAGACGGAGAAGCUGGAGAAGCUGAUGGUGCGCAUCGGCAUCUUCAGCGUCCUGUACACGGUUCCGGCCACCAUCGUGAUCGCGUGUUACUUCUACGAACAGGCCUUUCGCGCGCAGUGGGAACAAACCUGGAGCGCGCAGUCGUGCAAGACGUACGCGGUGCCGUGUCCCGCGCACAACCCGCAAAUAAACCCGGAUUUCACGGUGUUUAUGAUCAAGUACCUGAUGACCCUGAUUGUGGGAAUCACGUCUGGAUUCUGGAUAUGGUCUGGAAAGACGCUGAAUUCAUGGAGAAAGUUCUACACGAGACUGGCAAACAGCAAACAUGGAGAAACAACAGUGUGACGAACUGCUUUUUUAUCCUUCACUUUUUUUUUUUCCUGUUUAAAGAGAUGUACAUAAACAUUGUGAUUUUUUUUGUAAGUAUAUAUUUGUAUUUAAAUCACACUUGGAUGUUCUUUUUUUAAUCAAAGGAACUUUUUUUGGACAGCCCGUAUUGUUUUGGAGAUUAUUUAUGCCUUUUCUCUCUUGGAAUACUCUGGGUGGGGAUCUGCUUUUUAAGCCUGUAUGUAAAACUGUGUCUUUUUUAAUCGACAUCAGUAUUUCCAUGGGCAAAUAUUCAAACUGCUUUUUACAUGCAAAUAAUGCAGAAAUAAUAAUAAUGUGUGUGAAUUGUGCACCCAGCACUUAUGGCCGCAUAUCAUGGAAAGAAUUGAGCUUUAAAUUAAAGCUUUGUGACUGAGAUUUGUCUGGGUGCAGAUGAAUUAUAGUACUGGAAUGUUUUAUGGAGGCCGAGAACAAAAACGGCAAGUGAUCCGUGCUGGAAAAACUGCUUAACCCAGCGUGAACUGGUUUGCUGGUCUCCCAAUCUGGUCUGGCUCGGACAGCAGCAAUCUCAGGCUGUUUUCAAAUGUUUUUAAGAUGUAAAGUUAAGUGCCUUUUUCAUUUUGGAGCAGCAUUGGGCUCAGGCCUGCACUUUUGUUUAACUCAAACAAAUGUAUACAUGUGUUUCUUCAGUCUGUAAUGAUAUUUCAGAAGGUUUUUUGUUCUCCUAUGGCUCUUUUGCACAGAAGUACCUCUAAACAUACAGCUAGAACGGGAUGGACGGUGUUUGCAAUGCACUUCUCAAAUAGUUUAAUGUCUGUGUUGGUAUCGUAACUAAUCCAUGAAAAUGAUGUGAAAAAUGGCAUGCCGACUUUCUGGUGCAUACGUGUUGGGAUAAACCGAUAAAUCGGCCGAUAUUUGGCUCUUUUUGAGAUGGUCAGCAGCGAUAAUCGUGUCCGCUCGUCCUGUUUGUCAUUUCCAAAAUCUAACGACAGGCCUGCUGAUGGAUAAUGCGAUUUGCUUUUCAUAUUUUUGAGUAAUGCUGCAUUCGAUUUCUGGUUAUCGGUAUCAGCAUCAGCCAUUAAAAAUCCCACGUCGAUCAAGCACUACAUAGUAAUUCACAUAAACUUUUCAUAAUUCUUCUGGGUUUGUCGUGUCAUCAUGUGCUUUUUUUUUUUAAAUGCCUUUUACUGACCAUCGGAAAAUGUUGAUUCUUGAUUGUUUAUGACAAAUAUCUCAAAUGCAAAUGAAUGUUUUUUGUUUUUCCAAAGGAAAAUGCACAUGUUGAUUGCGGAAAGCACUGGCAGAUAGAGGCCUGCUCUGUUGAGAUGCAUCAUGCAUGAAUCUGACAUGUAUUUAAACAAGCUAGCAUUACAGUUUUCUACACCGGUGACGUCUCUUAUUUUCUUCUUUCUCAUACUUCUGCUUGUGAUACUAUCAAAAACCCUUUAUAUUUAUAGACAAUAGUUUAUAUUAUUCCGUUCUUUAAAGAAUAAACUUCUCAUUUGUACAAAACGUU